Clarias gariepinus (North African catfish) is the source of this 6446-nucleotide messenger RNA. RefSeq names its product marker of proliferation Ki-67 (gene mki67). The transcript is spliced from 15 exons. Gene Ontology annotation, biological process: regulation of chromosome segregation; regulation of mitotic nuclear division. Gene Ontology annotation, molecular function: protein binding. The record is from RefSeq and is a predicted model, not a curated record. NCBI's taxonomy places the organism in Eukaryota, Metazoa, Chordata, Actinopteri, Siluriformes, Clariidae. Gene Ontology annotation, cellular component: nucleus; chromosome. The coding region runs from base 34 to 6387 and encodes 2117 amino acids.
UUAAUAAAGGUAAGUAAAGCUGAUGUUACGAAGAUGCCUUUGCUUGGUAAGAUCGUGGUGAUAAAAAGAAACGGUACGGAUGGAACAGAUUUUCCGCUCACAGCGUCCUGUCUGUUCGGGAGGAAGCUCGACUGUGAUAUCCGGAUCCAGCUGCCACAAGUGUCGAAAGAACAUUGCAGGAUUGAGGUGAACGAAAACAAAGAGCUCAUUUUGACCAACCUGAGCUCGGUGAAUCCGACCCGCAUCAAUGGCGAGAUCCUGCAGCAGUCGGAGCGUCUGAAGCAUGGAGAUCUAAUCACAAUUAUUGAUCGUUCUUUCAGGUUCGAGUACCCGCCUGCGCCGACUCCGAAGAAGAAGCGUUUAUCGACGCCAGGUAAAGAAACCGUCAAGGUCUUGCAAGACCAGCAGGUAAAGAGCACACCUGGAACCACAGAGAAGUCGUCAUCUGAGCACAUCCCAGAAACCUAUUUAAAAGAUGGCUCCAACCUGCCCUUCUGUCUGGACCAGAGUGUCAGAGAUGAGCAGAACAAAUCGACGGAUGGCACCUUGUCACCUUUCUCUGAUCUGUACAACAUGGUCAAGCGCGAUCUGGCCACCAAACCCGUGUGGAAAUCUUCUAGCCUCUCCAACACACCUCUCUCAAGACCUCCAACGUCCAUGCAGGACCUCGGGAAGGUUUCCAGCGAGAACGAGAAGCCAGUAACUCCAAAAUCAUCCCAGAAGAAGAGAAGAUCCUCGACUGCCAAGCAUGUAGAGGGCGAUCAAACGGAAAGCGUUUCCGCUCAGGUGAGAACAGCCACGCCUGUGGUCCGGGGGGAACAGAAGAGGCACUCGGAGGGCACCGGGACACCCGGGUCUCAGAAGAAAACUCAGCAGACGAUGCCACAGAAAUUCACUGCUGACCAAGUGGCCCAGCAAAUCGCCUUUGAUAGUCCGAGUGCAAAGUCUCCGAAAGGCAGGAGGAGGAGCAGCAGUGGCAGCGCUCGUCAAGCCCCGGAGAGUCGAGACCCUUCCCAGAAUCCCUCAGAGCCGGAAGGGUACGAGGAGGAUAAUGCAGCUGGAGCCAAACAGGCCACCAGGACGUCGCCGAGAGCAAGCGCGGGAAAACGGUUACAGGUUCAGGACGUGCUGCAGGAGGUUUCAGUCACGCCCAUGUGUGUCGAUGAAGCAGAUAAUGACCAGGCCUCCACUAAGAAGCACAAAUGUGACGACUUGCCCCUUCCUGCCCCCAAGAGAAAACGUGUAUCUUUCGGUGGACAGCUGAGCCCUGAACUGUUCGACAAACGCCUACCACCUAAUUCCCCCCUUCGCCGAGGGGCAACGCCUGGGAGACGCAGCUUGGGGUUCUCUCAGAAAUCUCACUCUCUGCUCAGGCGAGCCUCCACCAUUGGGCUGAUGGGUUACAAGCUUAAAGAGAAGAUUGCAGAGAGCCCUGCUAAAAACGCUUCACCUAAACGUGCUGGCUCGCCCGCCAAGGCGCUCAAGACCCCGUCGCCCGCCAAGGCGCUCAAGACCCCGUCGCCCGCCAAGGCGCUCAAGACCCCGUCGCCCGCCAAGGCGCUCAAGACCCCGUCGCCCGCCAAGGCGCUCAAGACCCCGUCGCCCGCCAAGGCGCUCAAGACCCCGUCGCCCGCCAAGGCGCUCAAGACCCCGUCGCCCGCCAAGGCGCUCAAGACCCCGUCGCCCGCCAAGGCAUCUCUAAGUCCGAAGGCUAAAACCCUAUCUCCUAAAAAUCCUAAGACCCCUUCACCUUCUUUAAACCCAUCAACCCCCAAAUCCUCCAGGAUGCGCUCGAAUGCUUCAGCAAAAUCGUUGUCCCCAAGCCAAGAGUCCCUUCUUAAGACGCCUACUACGCACGGUCGCUUCUCAGUUUCCCGAAUCAGCACCCCGUCACCUGUCCCAGACCAGGAAAAAGAAACGAAGGAAGAAUCCAUGCAUGGAGUGAAACAGUCUCAGGAACACGUAACCCCGAGGGCCACGCCGAGAAGGAAGAGCAUGAAGGCGUCGGCUCGGAAGACACCAAAGAGUGUGCUAAAGAGUGCGCUGGACGUUGUGCGAUCGCGACGCAGUGGAGCGUCACGUGCUAAUUUAAAAGUUGUCAGUUCUUGGGCUGACAUCGUGAAGUUUGGACAGAUUAAACCUCAAACAGAAGGUGGCACUAAGAAAGCGAUUACCAAAAAAGCAGCAGCAGUCAAGCUAAGUAAAGUGACCAAACCUAAGACGCCUGCACACAGGCUGAAAGAAAGUACGAGCACUGGACAUGCAGAUUCUCCAGCCAGCAUAGUCGUAGGCAAAGCCUACCUAAGAUCCACUCAGCUUGUAGGCGCUGCUCCUAAAGUCGUAUGCAACGUCGCCUUGUUUAAAAAGGAUAUGAAAAUGGAUGAAGAUCUUACAGGUGUAUCGGAUAUUUUUAAAACUCCAGCUAACAGACGCAAGAGUGCUUAUACAAAGGCUACCGAGUGUCCAGUGACCCCACAUGGUGUUAAUGAAAUGUCUGUAAUGAAUACUCCUGAGGAAUCUGGUGAAAUGGUCGUGUCUCCCAUAAGCGUUGUGUCCACUGCCAGACUCGGGCGCUACAACAGCGAAGCUGUAACCAGACUCCUCCAGGAUAACCAGGAUGGAGGUUUAAAUGAAGCAAUGGACACCUCUGCUGCUUUUUCUCAGUCUGAAGUAUUCAUGGUAUUAGAUAUGCCCAGCGAAGAUCAAACUCUGAGGAACAAGAACUCUGGACCAGUCCAAACCUUCCAGCACAGACCGACCCCGCCAGAGGGCCUUACAGGAGUUAAAAGACUGUUGAGAACACCUAAGCAGAAAGCCGAGCCUGUAGAAGACCUUCGGGGCAAGUUACUCAAAACACCCAAAGCGCCAAAAUUAUCCCAGGAAGAGAGUUUAGAAGGUGUUAAAGAACUUCUUAGUACCCCUAAACAAAAAGAAUCCCCCUUAGAAAAAAGCAGGGCUGGAAUAAAGAGAUCGAUUACAAGUCCGGAAGUUACAAACAGUCCUGUAGUGUGCUCUGUAAGUUUGAAGAGACUUGACGAGAUCCCCAACGAUAUGGCUGAGCAAGAGGAGGACCUUACUGGAGUAAAGCAAUUGAUGAAGACUCCCAAGCUAAAGAACCAGCCAGUUGAGGAAGAUCUGACAGGAGUAAAGCAGAUGAUGAAAACUCCCAGGCAGAAGAAACAGCCAGUUGAAGAAGAUCUGACUGGACUAAAACAGAUGAUGAAGACUCCUAUGCUGAAGGACCAGCCAGUAGAAGAUCUGCCUAAAGUAAAACAGAUGAUGAAAACUUCUAGGCAGAAGAAGCAGCCGGUUGAGGAGAACCUGACAGGAGUGAAACAGAUGAUGAAAACUCCCAAGCUGAGGAACCACCCAGUUGAGGAAGACCUAAGUGGGGUAAGACAUCUGAUGAAGACUCCCAAGCAGAAAAAGCAACCAGUUGAGGAAGACCUAAGUGGGGUAAGACAUCUGAUGAAGACUCCCAAGCAGAAAAAGCAGCCAGUUGAGGAAGACCUAAGUGGGGUAAGACAUCUGAUGAAGACUCCCAAGCAGAAAAAGCAACCAGUUGAGGAAGACCUAAGUGGGGUAAGACAUCUGAUGAAGACUCCCAAGCAGAGAACCCAGCCAGUUGAAGAUCUGACAGGAGUGAAACAGCUGAUGAAAACUCCUAAGCAGAAGAAGCAACCAGUUGAGGAAGACCUGACUGGUGUACAACACCUGAUGAAGACUCCCAGGCAGAAGAACCAGCUAGUUGAAGAUAACUUUGGAAUUGAUAGUUUGAUGAAGACACCCAGGCAAAAAAGAGAUGAAGCGGUGUUGGCUACAACCAUUGUUGCAGAGCUAGGUUCUGUAAGUUCUGAAGUUCUGCCUGUGAAAGGUGCCAGAGAGGAAUCUGAAGAGAAGGAGAACAUCUGGCCAGUUGAGGACAUGACAAAUGCAAAAGCUGUUGGUCUACAGAUUGAGACAGAAGAAGCAGUAACUGCUUGUCCAGAGCUCCAGGAAGCAUCUCUUAAAAAUAACAGUGCUACUGUAGAGGCCAUUAUAUCUGUAGCUUCUCCUAAGCAUAAGCAAAAAACGACAUCACCGUCUAAAAAGUCCCAAUGUGGUGUUCGAACAGCACAGAAAUCUCUGAAAAACCAACAUAAGGUGGAUUCAGAUUCUCUGUCUGCAGGAACCGAAGACGAAACUAGUGCGGAGUCUGCAAAGUCUGCUCCUUCUGUACGAGGAAGGAGGGGCAAGUCAGCUGUUGAGCUAAUCCAAGAUGUUUCCAUUCAAAGUCCUGCUAGAAAAUCUACCAGAGGAAAAAUUACAAAGGAGCUAGUGGAGGCUCUGCAGACAGCUGCAGAGGAUAAGCAGGUGGUACUGAAACCAAGGAGAGGAAGGAAAGCCGAACAAGAGGUUGAAGUCAUGCAGGUAGGUCCUGUUAUUGACUUGAAGGCUUUUGUAGGGAUGGAAAUCUUGAAGUCACCAGCUCCUGCUAGAGCUAAGAGAGGAAAGAAAGAAAAACCUGAAUCAGAAACUCCACAAGAGCCAGAAGCUUUACCUGAAGUUUCAAGUGAGGAGGCUGGAGCGGCUUCAGGGAAAGCUGAACUUCAGCCUUCAGCAGAGUCUGAGGUGGUUUCUGUUAAGUCCAAUGCCAGAGCAAGGAGAGGCAGAACAACCAGGAAAGAACCCACACAAUCUUCAGAAGUUGAUGAAUCUCCAGAUGUUGUAGUGGAGAUGGAAGGUGCUGCGUUGGAGAGUGCUAAAGCAGAAAAUGACGAUUCUCUGAGAAAAACCAGGAGAGGCAGACCAACAAAGAAGGAAUCUUCCAAACCCACCUUGACUGCUGUGGAGUCUGAAGUUAAGAGGUCUGAUGCUGUGGUGGAGCUUGCUGUUGCUCUAGCAGAGCCCAGAUUACCAGAGAAUGCUGAAGUUCACUCAGCAACUGAAGAUCUAGUUAGAGCUAACUCGAAACCACGGAGGGGCAGGGCAACAAAGAAGGAAACAGCUGUAACGGCACAAGUUGAGGAAAUGUCCAAAUCUGCUUCAAAUUCUAAGGUGCUGCCUGAAGAGCACCUUCAGGUCCCUGUUGUGAAGUCGAGACGAGGAAGAAGGAUCAAUCCAGUGGAUUUGAACAACCAAGCGGUAGCUGAUGAAUCCAGCGCCGAGGCUUGUGUUGAACCUCAGCCUAAACCAGAAGCUCCACCAGUCAGGUCUAACCGAGGUGCAAGGAACAAGCAGAUGCAGCUACAGGUAAAAGAUGUUGCUGAUGGUCCUGCUACAGAAACCGUGGCAACAUCUACCGUGGCCGAGGAGCCAGCUGAAGAACCAGUGGUGAAAACCGUCAGAGGAGUUGGGAGAACAAAACAGCCCAAAGUUCAGGUCGAAGAUAAAACCAGUAUUGAGUCAGAAACCAUUCAGCAUUCAGAAGCUCAUGCAGCCAGAUCAGCCAGAGGAAAGCAUAUAGCUGUGGUCAAGGAUGACCUAGAGCCUCCAGUUAAAAGAGGGCGUCGUGGAGCUACUGUUGAAAUUCCUCCACCAGUUGUCAAGCCCACCCGUGGUAGAAAAGCUGUGGUCAAAUUGGAGCAAGUGGGAGUCUCGGAAGAUGCCACAGCAGUGGUGGAACCAGUUGAAGAGCCUUGUACCAAAACAAAAGUACAGGGAUCUACAGUGGAAGAAGCACCACUUGUGCAGGAAGACUCUGACAGGGUGGUUGUUAGCAGCGAAGUAGUAGCUAAGAGAGGAAGAGGGAGGAUUGCUAAGAAAGCCAAGGUCUCAUUCAAGGACACAAUCACUGAAGUAGCAGAGGAAGAGCUGUCCAACAAGAAAGAAGAGAAACAAGCAGCUAAAAAUAACGAUCCCUCAGAUGUAGAGACCAAGCGGUCGGAACAUCCGUUAGUAAAAGGGCGCAAAGGGAGAGGGGCAAAAAAAACAGAAGAACCAGAAAAGGAAACGCCAGCCCCUGAAGAAAACAUUCAGUCAUCCAGGCGAGGAAGAACAGGCGCUUCAGUCGUUCCCCAACAUGAAGUAGUCACCUCCCAAAAACGGGGGCAGAAAAGGAAGGAGAUGGAGAUUGAAGCUGAGGAAACAUCAGGUACAGAGUCUCUCCCAAAGAGGAAAAGGGGCAAAGGAGCUGGCACAGAAGCUCAAGGGGGUGCAGCCACACCAGGCAGAGGGAGGAAGAUGGGAGCAAAGGCACAGGACAUCUCUGUGGUGGAAGCGGUGGAGGAACCUCCUAAAAAGGAUGAAAAACCUGUAAGAGGACGGAGAAAAACAAUCGAGGAAGAUGUUCCCGCUCAGAUUGAGAAGCCUGUUUCCGAGGUAACCGCUCGCAGAGGAACCAGAGGCCAGAAGAAAGCCGAGAUGGACAUUCCUUCAGCACCUGUGAGACGGACAAGAAGGAAAUAAAGCACUGAUCUUGAGCUGAUGUAAAUAAUCUGCGAUAAUGUGUCAGGGUGGGGAGGGGA